UAUCACGUGCAGCGAACGUGGCAAACUCUCGUCCUCUAUGAAACCGACCUCACCAUCGAUCAAUCCCCAGAAGAAAGAACAAGUCGAAUUGGAUCAAUCCGCCGAUAGAAGCUCCGGCGCUCACCAUCGGUCAUCGGUCGAUCACCAGAAACGCAGGAGAGGGGGACGAGAGAGAGAGAGAGAGAGAGAGAGAUGACGGUGGUUCUGAAGGGAGUCGGGGCGCCGAAGACGGUGCUGAUAACCGGGGUGAGCCGUGGCCUCGGGAGGGCCCUCGCCCUGGAGCUCGCCAAGCGCGGGCACGCCAUCAUCGGUUUUGCACGCUCCCAAGAGAAGAUCCAGGGCCUCCUGGCUGAGCUGCCAUCCGACGACCCCGCCCCCUCCUCCUCCCCUUCCAAGCACCUCAUCAUCCAAGCCGACAUUAGGUCGGAUACCAGCAUCAAGGAGUUGGCAAGGCUUGUCGUGGAGACGAGACGGGUGCCCGAUAUCAUAGUAAAUAAUGCAGGCACAAUAAACAAAAAUAAUAAAAUAUGGGAAGUACCAGCAGAGGAAUUUGAUACAGUGAUAGAUACUAAUAUUAAGGGUGUUGCAAAUAUACUCCGGCACUUCCUGCCACUUAUGAUAGAAAAGAAGCAGGGAAUUAUUGUUAACAUGUCUUCUGGUUGGGGAAGAUCAGCAGCUGCAGAGGUGGCACCCUAUUGUGCUUCAAAAUGGGCAAUUGAGGGUCUGACACGGUCUGUUGCAAAAGAGUUGCCUCCUGGUGUGGCAGUUGUUGCACUUUCUCCUGGUGUGAUAAACACUGAAUUGCUUGCCUCAUGCUUUGGGAGUUCUUCUGCCCUAUAUCAAACACCUGAAUCAUGGGCCCCAAAGGCAGCUACAUUUAUACUAAAUCUCACAGUGGAAGAUAAUGGUGCUUCACUCACCGUGUGAUGACAGCAUGGCCAACUCCAUCAUUACCCCCCUGACAGCAGGGCUAACUCUGACAUUUUAAUUGCAAUCUCAGGGAACUCCAAAUGAUUCUUUCAUAACUAAUGUUUUGUGGAUUUGGUGUUACUCACAUUCUUGAGUUGUGAAACCACUGGCAUUUUGAUAAUUUGUGGAACACAUUAUUGAUGCAGACAAAAGAAAUGUAGACUUAGCCUGUAAUCCUUUAAGCAUGGAAAUAUCUGGCUGACAGCAGGUACAAACAAAAAUUUGUCCCUGUCCAUUAUGAUGUUAACUUUAGACUUUGCAAUGAACUGAUGGGGACCUGUACUUUCAAAGAGACCCUAAAUCCCAGAACCAUAUAUUCUAGUAAAUUCUAGUUAAGGAUAGACCUGUACUUUCGAGAAAUUUUAUGAAGUUUGCAGGAAUGUAUGUCCAUCGGUCGAAGGCAUAAUAAUAUGCCAUCAUCAAAGUUGAUUGCUAUUUUCCAGAGGGUUGUACAUACAAGGUGGUGUGAUCCUUCAUAUAUGUUUCCCAUGCCGCCUCAUGGGUAUGCACAGCGACAGCUCGGGGAAAGAGUGGAGCAGACGGAUUGCAUGAAAUUUAUUUGCUUGGAUCCUGUUUGUAAAUUAAAAUUCUCCAUCAGUUGGAGGAUGCUGAUUUUGUGUCCUCUCUCUGUGCUUGUGUAACUAUAUGCUACUGCAUUUACAGGGGACGAGGUAUCCACUAUUUUAAAAAUAAAAAGGAGGGAUCCUUCUCUA
This is a messenger RNA of Phoenix dactylifera (date palm), 1682 nucleotides long. Its product is annotated as NAD(P)-binding Rossmann-fold superfamily protein. Gene Ontology annotation, molecular function: oxidoreductase activity, acting on the CH-OH group of donors, NAD or NADP as acceptor. Gene Ontology annotation, cellular component: cytosol. Lineage: Eukaryota; Viridiplantae; Streptophyta; Magnoliopsida; Arecales; Arecaceae. Gene Ontology annotation, biological process: folic acid-containing compound metabolic process. The record is from RefSeq and is a predicted model, not a curated record.